Xylaria bambusicola is the source of this 2115-nucleotide messenger RNA. Its product is annotated as putative isomerase YbhE. Gene Ontology annotation, molecular function: 6-phosphogluconolactonase activity; protein binding. The coding region runs from base 371 to 1543 and encodes 390 amino acids. The record is from RefSeq and is a predicted model, not a curated record. The transcript has a single exon. NCBI's taxonomy places the organism in Eukaryota, Fungi, Ascomycota, Sordariomycetes, Xylariales, Xylariaceae.
CUUUUCUAAAAGACAACCCUACCAACGUAUUCCCCUUCAGUUGUCUAUACUUAUCCAUCCUUCGUUGAUCGAAGAAAGAAGACCAAGAGACGAGCGGACAAAAUCACUUUUGUCUGGCCAUUGUGAGUACUCUCUUUAUUGCCCAUCAAAGAGCCUCGACAAGUCAUUGUGGCGAUACCUUGGAUUUGUCAAGGAUAUCAAGCAAUUUCCUCGGCGGCGACAUAUAAAAUAGACACCACUCGGUGUCGAAGUCCUACCUACCUACCUAUCGACAUUUAUUGACAUUGAUUCUAGACGAAAACAUACCUGCAUAUUGCAUAACCCCACUAUUACAAAAACACAAAAGCAAACAAAUCACACAGCCUUCAAGAUGUUGUUUCAAUCUCUCACCACUUUACUCGCUCUCGGCAGCAUGGCCUCCGCUGCUCCUACUACCAAGGCUGCGGCCCGCAAACUCCUCGUCGGCGGCCCCGGUCAGCUCCUGCUCGCCAACUUUGACGGCACUACGUUCGAGAUCACCGGCAAGAACCAGACAGCCGGCACCGCCCCAAGCUGGAUGCGCUUCAAGGGUGCCACCAACACCCUGUACGCCGUGGACGAGAACAGCGCCAACCUGAACCUGUUCACCCUCGACCUCAAGGCCAAGUCGGACCCCAAGUACGCCUCCACCGUCGCGGGUUCAGCAGGCGUCGUAUUCCUCGAGUUCAACAAGGACCAGACGCGCAUGGUCGGCGCCGCCUACGGUAGCGCUACGAUCGACGUCUGGGACGUCUCCGCCACCGGCGCCCCCAAGAUCUUCAAGCAGAUCCCUGUGAACGGCACCCUUGGACCCGGCCAGACCGCGCACCAUCCUCAUCAGGCGCUCCUCGACCCCACGGGCCGCUUCAUGGUCAUCCCUGACCUAGGCGGCGACCAGCUCCUCGUGCUCGACACCAAGGACGACAAAUACGAGAUCAGCGGCCGCCAGGCGCUCUUCAAGGGCGCGGGCCCGCGCCACGGCAGCUUCAUCACGCACAAGACGCACACCUACUACACCGUCGCCUGCGAGCUGAGCAACAAGGUCAUCCUCUUCGAGAUCACGUACACCGAUGCCGGGAUGGCGUUCAAGGAGGUCUCGACGCAGUCUACGUACGGCGCUGGCUUCGGCCCCGCGAACGCCACGAGUGCCGCCGCCGGCACCGUCGUCGUCGCGAACUCGGCCGCCGCGAACAAGGUCGACGUGUACAUCUCGAACCGACUCUCCGGAAACGCCACGGACAGCAUCGCGCACUUCGUGUUCGACGCGGACAGCGUCCGGCUGGACUUUGCGAACUCGGUGUCCUCCGGGGGUAUCUUGCCCCGGGACAUGAGCCUCUCGAAGGACGAGAAGGUCCUGUUCGUCGCGAACCAGGGCGGCGAGAACGGCCUCGUCGCGCUCCAUCGCUGCGGCGCCACGGGCAAGUUGGCGGCUAAGCCGGUGGCGGUCAAGGCGGUCAAGGAACUUGUUGCGCCGGGGCUCGAGGGCCAGGCCAACGUUGGUCCGCAGUUUGUGCAGGAGAUUUAGGGGGGCAGAUAUGCAUACCUAGGUAUUUACCCAUCCUAGUUAAAAGUCCCUUUUUUGUUGGACAAAGGUGUAUUUAUCUCAUUGCAUCGCAUUUAAGUGGCGUUUUUGGCACGGACGGCGGGCUGGUUCUGUCAUGAUGCGGAUGGGAUUGGUGAAUGGAAUGGAAUGAAAUAAAAUAAAAUGGAUGGGUAUAUCUGUAGACAUUUUCAAUUCAAGUAGUUACUUGAUCUUUUGUGAAGAAUUCGUGCGUGUUUUUCAUUUUGCUUGAGAUAUUACUCGUGUUCUAUAUACCAGUCCUCAUAUUGUAACGUGAUGCUAUCUACACCUCUCGCAACACUGCAACCGGGCUAUACUUAAAUUUAGUGCGCAUUCAGAUACACAGUCCCUUGAGGACGCACUAAGAGCAAGUCACCUAGUUACCCGUCAUCCUCACCAAGUACAGGUGUUAAACCAAUCCUUAAGAAAUAGAAUUCAGCAUUAAACUUACCUCGAGAACCAUACCCCAUUGAUUGAUUGGGCAUCGGUCGCGUAUUACCUAAUAAGGAGCUCGCGUCAGUAAGGAAAGCCGAAGC